Molecule: messenger RNA, 11668 nt
Organism: Aethalodelphis obliquidens (Pacific white-sided dolphin)
Lineage: Eukaryota; Metazoa; Chordata; Mammalia; Artiodactyla; Delphinidae
Gene: PLXNA2
Product: plexin A2
Exons: 34
Coding region: 924-6713 (1929 amino acids)
Biological process (GO): semaphorin-plexin signaling pathway; regulation of cell migration
Cellular component (GO): plasma membrane; semaphorin receptor complex
Molecular function (GO): protein binding; semaphorin receptor activity
Source: RefSeq, a predicted model, not a curated record
UCAUGCCGCUGUCGCCUCCCUCUUUCCAAGGAAGCCCGGGACCUGAUGAGUCACACCAGAACAACACCCCGGUGAGGCCCGGUUGGAGGAGAGCCGUCAGGUGGGGCCUCCCUCUGGCACCGUGAUGGCUGUCAGGCAUGGGAGGCACAGUUGAGGAGGACGAGGGAGAGUUUCUAAAGACACAGAGCGAAAGCCAUGGGGAUGCUGCCGAUGGCAUCUGUUUUAAUUCCAGCCCAGUCUAGCCAGGUUGGGGGCGAAGGGACACAGGACUCUCCUAAGCUGCCUUGGAGCACAUUCUUAAUCCUUGGCUUGAGUGUUUCCACUCCUGCUGCCUCAUUGCCCAGAGUUCUGUCUGGACUUGUCCGAGGAAGUUGUCAGACACUCCAUCCAGCUGGAGAAAAGAUCCCUCUGCUAGACAGCCUGCUGCCCACUGCUGCCGCCACUGCCACCGCUGUCCCUCCCUCUCCAUAGAAGUCAGGAGCAGCGCUGGCAGAGUGAUGGGACAGGCUCCGCUCUCUACCCUCUGCCGAGGAGUCUAGAGAAGCUCUCGCAGGAACACCACCUUGCCCCUCUGGGCAGCUUCCUUGGAAUAAGGAGGAAAAGCUGUGCAGCCUGGGGCUUGGGAGGGCAGAGAGGGAGGAAAGAAGUCGGGGCAGGGGACUGAUGAGGCUGGGACAGGCAGCCUGAGGUCGGCCACACGGAGCCUUAAACAAUCACAAGGCCCCGGCAGUGGCUACAAGAGGACGAGGUCAAGGGGCAGCGAGAGGCACUGUGAUUCAGGAUGACCAGCUCUCCUCCUUCCCUACAGGGGACAGAGCAUGAAAGAGGAAGGAAGCCAGCAGUAACCAUGUAAGGGCCAAGCCAGGAAGGCGGAGUACGCGAGCGCUCACAGGCUCUGUCUCCUGGUCCCCGCCCGGCUCAGAAUGGAACAGAGGAGGCCCUGGCCGCGGGCUGCAGAGGUGGACGGCUGGCCUGUGGUCCUGCUCUCCGCCGUCUGCGUGCUGCUGGCACCCCCGGCGGCCGGCAUGCCCCAGUUCAGCACCUUCCACUCCGAGAACCGGGACUGGACCUUCAACCAUUUGACGGUGCACCGCGGGACGGGGGCAGUGUACGUGGGGGCCAUCAACCGCGUGUACAAGCUGACGGGCAACCUGACCAUCCAGGUGGCUCACAAGACGGGGCCGGAGGAGGACAACAAGUCCUGCUACCCGCCGCUCAUCGUUCAGCCCUGCAGCGAGGUGCUCACGCUUACCAACAACGUCAACAAGCUGCUCAUCAUCGACUACUCCGAGAACCGGCUGCUGGCCUGCGGCAGCCUGUACCAAGGGGUCUGCAAGCUGCUGCGGCUGGACGACCUCUUCAUCCUGGUGGAGCCGUCCCACAAGAAGGAGCACUACCUGUCCAGCGUCAACAAGACGGGGACGAUGUACGGGGUGAUCGUGCGCUCCGAGGGCGAGGACGGCAAGCUCUUCAUCGGCACUGCUGUGGACGGCAAGCAGGACUAUUUUCCCACCCUGUCCAGCCGCAAGCUGCCCCGCGACCCCGAGUCCUCCGCCAUGCUCGACUACGAGCUCCACAGCGACUUCGUCUCCUCACUCAUCAAGAUCCCGUCCGACACCCUGGCCCUGGUCGCCCACUUUGACAUCUUCUACAUCUACGGCUUCGCCAGCGGGGGCUUCGUCUACUUCCUCACCGUCCAGCCUGAGACCCCCGAGGGCGUGGCCAUCAACUCGGCCGGAGACCUCUUCUACACCUCGCGCAUCGUGAGGCUCUGCAAGGACGACCCCAAGUUCCACUCCUACGUGUCCCUGCCCUUCGGCUGCACGCGGGCCGGGGUGGAAUAUCGCCUCCUGCAGGCUGCUUACCUCGCCAAGCCCGGGGACUCGCUGGCCCAGGCCUUCAACAUCAGCGGCCAGGACGACGUGCUCUUCGCCAUCUUCUCCAAAGGGCAGAAGCAGUAUCACCACCCGCCGGAUGACUCCGCCCUCUGUGCCUUCCCCAUCCGGGCCAUCAACUUGCAGAUCAAAGAGCGCUUGCAGUCCUGCUACCAGGGCGAGGGCAACCUGGAGCUCAACUGGCUGCUGGGGAAGGACGUGCAGUGCACCAAGGCGCCGGUGCCCAUCGAUGACAACUUCUGUGGACUGGACAUCAACCAGCCACUUGGAGGCUCAAUUCCAGUGGAGGGCCUGACCCUGUACACCACCAGCCGGGACCGCAUGACCUCGGUGGCGUCCUAUGUUUACAACGGCUACAGCGUGGUGUUUGUGGGUACAAAGAGCGGCAAGCUGAAAAAGAUUCGAGCCGAUGGUCCCCCCCAUGGUGGGGUCCAAUAUGAGAUGGUCUCCGUGCUCAAAGAUGGGAGCCCCAUCCUCCGGGACAUGGCCUUCUCCAUUGAUCAGCGCUACCUAUACAUUAUGUCUGAGAGACAAAUCACCAGGGUCCCUGUGGAAUCCUGUGAACAGUACACGACUUGUGGGGAGUGCCUGAGCUCGGGGGACCCUCACUGUGGCUGGUGUGCCCUGCACAACAUGUGCUCCCGCAGGGACAAGUGUCAGCGGGCCUGGGAACCUAAUCGAUUUGCUGCCAGCAUCAGCCAGUGCAUGAACCUCGAGGUGCAUCCCAGCAGCAUCUCAGUGUCUGAGCACAGCCGGCUGCUCAGCCUGGUCGUGAGUGAUGCUCCUGAUCUGUCUGCGGGCAUCUCCUGUGCCUUUGGGAACCUGACAGAGGUAGAGGGACAGGUAUCUGGGAGCCAGGUCAUCUGUAUCUCACCAGGGCCCAAGGUUGUCCCUGUCAUCCCUCUGGAUCAAGACUGGUUUGGGCUAGAGCUGCAGCUGAGAUCCAAGGAGACAGGAAAGAUAUUCGUCGGCACCGAGUUCAAGUUCUACAACUGCAGCACCCACCAACUGUGCCUGUCUUGUGUCAACAGCGCCUUCCGCUGCCAUUGGUGCAAAUACCGAAACCUCUGCACUCAUGACCCCACCACCUGCUCCUUCCAGGAGGGCCGGAUCAACAUUUCAGAGGACAGGAACUGUGUGCAUGCAUGGGUGUGUACUCACAGAAUCAAACAGCUUGGAAGUGGCCUUAUUGUAGCUAAUGAAACCCAUCACCUUCCUAAAGCCCCAGAGGACUGUCCCCAGCUGGUGCCCACGGAGGAGAUCCUGAUACCCGUCGGGGAAGUAAAACCAAUCACCCUCAAGGCUCGAAACCUGCCCCAGCCUCAGUCCGGCCAGCGAGGCUAUGAGUGCGUCCUCAACAUACAGGGAGCCGUCCACCGGGUCCCCGCCCUGCGCUUCAACAGCUCCAGCGUCCAGUGCCAGAACAGCUCGUACCAGUACGACGGGAUGGACAUGAGCAACCUGGCCGUGGACUUUGCCGUGGUGUGGAACGGCAAUUUCAUCAUUGACAACCCUCAGGACCUGAAAGUCCACCUCUACAAGUGUGCAGCCCAGCGGGAGAGCUGUGGCCUCUGCCUCAAGGCCGACCGGAAGUUCGAGUGUGGCUGGUGCAGCGGUGAGCGCAGGUGCACCCUCCAGCAGCACUGUAGCAGCCCCUCCAGCCCCUGGCUUGACUGGUCCAGCCACAAUGUUAAGUGCUCCAACCCCCAAAUCACCGAGAUUUUGACGGUGUCCGGACCCCCUGAAGGAGGGACCCGAGUGACUAUCCAUGGCGUGAACCUGGGCCUGGACUUCUCCGAGAUCGCCCACCACGUGCAGGUGGCUGGGGUGCCCUGCACGCCCCUGCCGGGGGAUUAUAUCAUCGCUGAGCAGAUCGUUUGUGAGAUGGGCCAUGCCCUUGUGGGGACCACCUCUGGGCCCGUGCGCCUGUGCAUUGGCGAGUGUAAGCCAGAGUUCAUGACCAAAUCCCAUCAACAGUACACGUUUGUGAACCCUUCCGUGUUGUCACUCAGCCCCAUCCGAGGGCCAGAGUCCGGAGGCACCAUGGUGACCAUCACGGGCCAUUACCUCGGGGCUGGGAGCAGCGUGGCUGUUUACCUGGGCAACCAGACCUGCGAGUUCUAUGGGCGAUCAAUGAAUGAGAUCGUGUGUGUCUCGCCCCCGUCAUCCAAUGGGCUGGGGCCCGUCCCUGUCUCUGUGAGUGUCGACCGAGCCCGUGUGGACAACAACCUGCAGUUCGAGUACAUAGAUGACCCCCGGGUGCAGCGCAUCGAGCCCGAGUGGAGUAUCGCCAGCGGCCACACACCCCUGACCGUCACAGGCUUCAACCUGGAUGUCAUUCAGGAGCCAAGGAUCCGAGUCAAGUUUAAUGGCAAAGAAUCUGUCAAUGUGUGCAAGGUUGUGAACACCACCACCCUGACCUGCCUGGCACCCUCCCUGACCACAGACCACCGGCCCGGCCUGGACACCGUGGAACGGCCGGACGAGUUUGGAUUCGUCUUUAACAAUGUCCAGUCCUUGCUGAUUUACAACGACACCAAGUUCAUCUACUACCCCAACCCGACCUUUGAACUGCUCAGCCCCACUGGGGUCUUGGAUCAAAAGCCGGGAUCCCCCAUCAUUCUGAAGGGCAAAAACCUCUGCCCUCCUGCUUCUGGAGGUGCCAAACUCAACUACACUGUGCUGAUUGGAGAGACCCCAUGCACUGUCACUGUGUCCGAGACACAACUGCUCUGCGAGCCUCCCAACCUCACUGGGCAGCACAAGGUCAUGGUCCACGUGGGUGGCAUGGUAUUCUCGCCCGGCUCGGUGAGUGUCAUCUCAGAUAGCUUGCUGACCCUGCCAGCCAUCGUCAGCAUCGCGGCAGGCGGCAGCCUACUGCUCAUCAUCGUCAUCAUUGUGCUCAUCGCCUACAAGCGCAAGUCUCGAGAAAAUGACCUCACUCUCAAGCGGCUCCAAAUGCAGAUGGACAACCUGGAGUCCCGUGUGGCCCUGGAGUGUAAGGAAGCUUUUGCCGAGCUCCAGACAGACAUCAACGAGCUGACCAGUGACCUGGACCGCUCAGGAAUCCCCUACCUGGACUAUCGGACCUAUGCUAUGCGAGUCCUGUUCCCCGGCAUUGAGGACCAUCCCGUCCUGCGUGAGCUGGAGGUGCAGGGCAACGGGCAGCAGCACGUGGAGAAGGCCCUGAAGCUCUUCGCCCAGCUCAUCAACAACAAGGUGUUCCUGCUGACCUUCAUCCGCACCCUGGAGCUGCAGCGCAGCUUCUCCAUGCGGGACCGCGGCAACGUGGCCUCACUCAUCAUGACCGGCCUGCAGGGCCGCCUGGAGUACGCCACCGACGUCCUCAAGCAGCUGCUCUCCGACCUCAUCGAUAAGAACCUGGAGAACAAGAACCACCCCAAGCUGCUUCUCCGGAGGACAGAGUCCGUGGCUGAGAAGAUGCUGACCAAUUGGUUUGCCUUCCUCCUGCACAAGUUCCUGAAGGAGUGUGCGGGGGAGCCGCUCUUCAUGCUGUACUGCGCCAUCAAGCAGCAGAUGGAGAAGGGCCCCAUCGAUGCCAUCACGGGCGAGGCCCGCUACUCCCUGAGCGAGGACAAGCUCAUCCGGCAGCAGAUCGACUACAAGACCCUGAUCCUGAACUGCGUCAACCCUGACAACGAGAACAGUCCGGAGAUCCCAGUGAAGGUGUUGAACUGUGACACCAUCACGCAGGUCAAAGAGAAGAUUCUCGAUGCCGUGUACAAGAACGUGCCCUACUCCCAGCGGCCGAGGGCUGUUGACAUGGACUUGGAGUGGCGUCAAGGCCGGAUUGCCCGGGUCGUGCUGCAGGACGAGGACAUCACCACCAAGAUCGAGGGUGACUGGAAGCGGCUCAACACGCUGAUGCACUAUCAGGUAUCAGACAGAUCGGUGGUGGCUCUGGUCCCCAAACAGACCUCCUCCUACAACAUCCCUGCCUCUGCCAGCAUCUCCCGGACGUCCAUCAGCAGAUACGACUCCUCCUUCAGGUACACAGGCAGUCCCGACAGCCUGCGGUCUCGGGCCCCCAUGAUCACCCCAGACCUGGAGAGUGGGGUCAAGGUGUGGCAUCUGGUGAAGAACCACGACCAUGGGGACCAGAAGGAGGGUGACCGGGGCAGCAAAAUGGUGUCCGAGAUCUACCUGACCCGGCUAUUGGCCACCAAGGGCACGCUGCAGAAGUUCGUGGAUGACUUGUUUGAGACCUUGUUCAGCACCGUGCACCGGGGCAGCGCUCUCCCCCUGGCCAUCAAGUACAUGUUCGAUUUCCUGGAUGAGCAGGCGGACAGACACAGCAUCCACGACACAGAUGUGCGGCACACCUGGAAGAGCAACUGCCUCCCUCUGCGCUUCUGGGUGAACGUGAUCAAGAACCCCCAGUUUGUCUUUGACAUCCACAAGGGCAGCAUCACGGACGCCUGCCUCUCUGUGGUGGCCCAGACCUUCAUGGACUCUUGCUCAACAUCAGAGCACCGGCUGGGCAAGGACUCCCCUUCCAACAAGCUGCUCUAUGCCAAGGACAUCCCCAGCUACAAGAGCUGGGUGGAAAGAUACUACGCAGACAUCGCCAAGCUCCCCGCCAUCAGUGACCAGGACAUGAACGCCUACCUCGCCGAGCAAUCCCGCCUGCACGCCGUGGAGUUCAACAUGCUGAGCGCCCUCAAUGAGAUCUACUCCUACGUCAGCAAGUACAGCGAAGAGCUCAUUGGGGCACUCCAGCAGGACGAGCAGGCCCGGCGACAGCGGCUGGCAUACAAGGUGGAACAGCUCAUAAACGCCAUGUCCAUUGAGAGCUGAGCGAUGGAGUCUCUUGUUCCUGGGAAGAGGGACCCGUGAAAGCUGUCACACUGGGCAUCUCAGAAGGAAGGACAAGUGAAGGGGAUCAGGCCCCAGCGCUUGCUGUCCCCUGAGACCCCCUCCCGGGGAGAGGGGAGGACCCCUCUCCCCACGCCAGCCAAGUUCCGUCACAGCCUGUUCCUGCAGGGAGAGACCGGGGGUGUCAUCCGCCCCAUCUCCCCGCGGCGAGGACGAGAGGGACGCCAGGACCCAGAGGAGGUGGCUCUUUAAGCUGAGAGGCACGACUGAGCGCGGCUCUGCCUCUGUGACUGCUGCUUUGCAUGAAAACUCGUUCAGUGUAUAUUGGGGAAAUAAUGAGAACUUUAUUUAAUUUUUUUUAAGAAAAAGGAAAACCAGAAAUAAAACAAAACAAAAAGCUUCCCUGUUCAUCCCGUCCAACUUUCGUUUAAUUCUGAUUUCUGUCCCCCUUCCUUCUUUGGCCCCUGUCCCUCCUUCCUCGUAUAACUCCUGGUUCCCAAUGCCGGAAAAAGCCUACAGAGAGAUGCUGAGAGAAAGCAGAGGGAAAAAUGAUUGUUUCCUUAACUUCGGAAUUGUUGUUUUAAAAAAGUGAGGAGGAGAAGAAUGAGCACAAGUUGGCACCAAACACUUCGCAAAAAGAGAGGCCAGUGAAACCUGAAAUUAUCCCGGCAGCCGUAAGAGGUGGGGAAGGACUCACUAGCCUUUGCACAAAUGGCGAAGCCGUCGAGCGGCUCCACCUGGCUGACUGGAAACAGCUUUACAUACGCACACCUGUGUAUUCUCAUCUCCAGAGGACAUAUGUGUCUGUAGAGUACCAGUGCUUUUUGCUACUGUUCGGUGGUUUUGUUUUAUUUAAUCCCAAACCUCCACAAAUGAGGAGCUGAUUUUGGUACUUUUCCUUUGGGUUUCCCUAAAGUUACUACCAGAAGUGGGGCAGAGGUGGGCCUCUCCGAGACCAGAGGCCUGGCCUCCCCGAGGAUGCUGGGCAGCUCUGCCUUACAUCCGUCGCUGUCAUAAACCAGGCACCCUGGGGAAAGGCCUUGGAGGCGCGUGGGCCAGGCCUCCAGGAGAUUCCGUUUGAGAGCUGACCUGGGGAUGUGGGUGUUUGGCUUCGGAUUCUGCUCCAAUCCGCCAGUGGUUUCUUGCAAUUAAGAAGAAAACAAAACUCAAACACUGUUUACAGCAAGCAAUACUUGAAGAGCAUAGGUUCGAGAAGCUGCAGUAUUUAUUGUUGUGCUUUCUGUCUUUUAUUCUCUCAUGCCUAGAGAGGGGAGACAGCCCUUCGCUCAUAUGCGGAAGCUCCUGAUCGUCUGUCUGAGCACUGGCCUCGGUAGAGAUGACUGUAGCAUCCCCAUGUUAUGUCUUCUUCGGCCUCUCUUUCUGUCUCUCAUGUCCUUAUGAGUUUGAAGGACAAGUGGGCAGCUUCUCUCUCUCCUGCUGACACCUAAAUCCGUGGAUGACCCUCCGUCCUGAGUGUAGUUUCCAAAUAAAGAGACCAAAGUUCCACACCCUGGUCCUGAGGCCCCAUGGAAGGCAGUGGGAGGCAUCUAGAGGAAGACACCUCCGCUGGUGCAGGACCCUAGUGACCAGACAGCCACCGGCGUUUCUGGGCCUCCCACCCUGGCAAGAAUCCAGCCAGCUCCAACUUCUCCGCAGGCAGCGUCGGAGUGAGCGUGAAGGAGGACAAGAGAAAGGCAAAGGGGUGGGAAGGGAGGCAGCAGGAGAGGACCAGCCCACCCUUCCCACCUUCUACUUUACAAGGGGCUGCAAUGCUGGGAAUCGGGUCCAGCCACCCCCAGCGAUACCAGACCAGGGUCAUUUCCUCUGUAAUUAACUCUGGGCCCUGGCUUCUCUGUGCCCUGAUUUACCUCCAAACACUUCCAAUUUCCAAAAGCUCUGCUGACCACAUUGGAUUGCCAGGAAAGGGCCGGGGGGAGGGGUAGCUCUGAGGGCUGGCUUCCAUCGCUGGGGUGUGGCUUUGCAUCACUGUGCUAACCACACAGCAGACGUUGCCCGGUCCUGGCCUCAGCUCCAGUUUCUUGCCUGAAUGCAGCCGACAAAUGGGAGAAGAAAAGCAUUCAGCAAAAUACUCAGGAAACUCGCUGUUUUCAUUAUAAUUCACAACCAGCCAUGUGAAGGCCACUUUCUUCUGAUAAUCCACUUCUGUUAACGUGUCUCUGGGCCCUAUUAAUAGCCUGAAAGAAAUACUAAUGACUGGCCUUCUGCACUAAGCCAAAGUGUUUGCCCUUCAUAUACCCAAAGCUUACCAGCUCAGAGCCCAUGAUUUAUGGAGAUGAAAGGCGAGGAGAUAACGGCAAGAGGAACGUGAGCAGGGGACUCUGUGCUGCCCACAGAAAAGUGCAGCCCACCCUCCUUUUACUUCCGAGCUCUGAAUGAAGGUUUUCUGAUCACACCACUGCUCAGACUGGCAUCCUGGGCUCUGCCCCACCAAGAAGUAAAAGUUAGACAUCUCAACUGCGACCUGUAGGCAUCUACCCGGGUGUCUCCCAGCAGCUACUUUUGGUGACCAUUCACCACCCCUGGGGAUGCUUCCUUGAAGGUUUUGGAGGAGUGGGAGAAUGAUGGAGGCAUGGCUGCUUGGACAGUGGAGAGGAGAGGCGCCAGAGCUGGCCUGAGAAGCUUGACCACAUUUCUCAGGAUUCCAUGAGAGAGCUGGGGAAUGUGGGCUGGCAAAGGUUGUGGCACAGGGGCAUCCCUAAGGAAGGAAUUAAGAGAAAGGAAAACUCGACUGGACUCAAGUCAGACCAUGAGGGUGAAAGGAUGGAGAGCAUUGCUUGGCUUUGGGUCACCGAGAGUGCAUGCCCUGUGGGAAGGGAGGGGAGGGAGUUAAUUGGCCUCUGUCCUCACUGUUAUCCAAUGUGAUGUGAAGAUAUUUUGACCUUGUGUAAGGGAUAAGUAUUAAAGUCACGUUCCCUCCCCCACAUGAAGUCAUCCGUCUUGGAGGGAGGCAGAGAGGGACUUCUCUCUCUCGAAGGUUGAUCCAGCUCCAUUUUGUUUCACUGGUCUGCACAAGAGACAAUCUUCUGGAAAACGGAAAGGAAAAGCACCCCAGAAAUGUGCUUGGCAAGACAGAGGGUGCUCACACACAAGACAGAGAUGGACAAGCUGUCCAUCUUGGUGGAGUGAGUCCCUCCAGCUGGCCUGCUGCUGCCUACCGCCCAGCAAGGGCUCAGGUGCUUCUGUGCUUGCCCUCCUACAGCUCUCCACAGCCCAUCUCUCAGAACCAUUCCUGAUCCACUACUGGCAGAGAGCUCCCCCUCCUUGAAACGUUCAGUCAUUAGAAGCACGGAUCCACUGGGAACCUCACUCGCGGGAGGGAGCUGUUUUCUGUAUUCAUUCAUUCAGAGAACAUUCCUGCGUAACACUGUUUGCUAGGCCCUGCUCCAGGUGCUAAGAAACAGCAACAAACAAGACCAAGAAGGGCCUUCUUCUAGCAAACUGACGUUCUUCGGGCUGCUGGUUCCUGCCACCAACUUAGCCCGCAUAGCUCACCUCCCAGACCUGCAGAGGGCACAAGUUUUGUAGAAAAGGGAGCCAGAGGAAGCAAGAAAGCCGACCAACCCAGCUGCCUUACCUCGUUCUGGGGACAGUCCCGAGAGCCAUGAGAGCCCUUCUCAUUCCCACUGCCGCUGUCUCUUCUGGGGGUACUUCCUCUGCUGCUUGAGCUCCUGGCCUCCCUUUAUUUCUACCAAACGAGGACAAGAAAUAGCAGUGGAGGCCCCUGGCCCUGCUGAGCAUGAAGCAGAAGCGACGGAUGGGUGAGCUGGACUACAAUGGUCUGGGCAGCACAAAUUGAGAGUGUUUGAAAGCCACUGGCUGAUCAGUCCCCAGGUGCAUCCCAGUUGCCACACUGCCCCCAUUACCCUGCAGCCAGUAGAUACUGAGCGGGCAGCUGCCCUCGAGGAGGCCACUGUUCCCAGCCACGCUGUCCUGCCUGAGGUUCCUGGGCCCUGGCCGCGGGCAGGAAAGAACUGAGCCUCAGUGAUGGGGGCUCUGUGGGUGAGAAAAUGCAGAGGAGUUUAGUGGACACAGGGCUGUGGGAGCAGGUCCUCUGGGGGGACUUGGGAGGUGAAGUUCAGGGCCUUCUGGUGCCUUGUCUCAGGAACACGCUUUGAGAAGAUGGCGGCCUCCUCUUCAUCACCCCAGUCUCUGUUCCCUGUCCCUUUCCUUUCUUCUGGUUUCCCCAAGAGUGAAGUUUUAGCAUCUGGGGGCUCCGUGAUGCCAGGGAUAAAAAAUAAAGUUUCACCCUCGGUAUUAGGGAGGACCUGGGGGCCAGGGCCUCAGCCCUGUCAGCAAACUGGAGAUUCUGGGCCUUUCAUGGACAUGCCCAUCGCAUUCCCCUCACCCUAAAGGGACUCGGCCCUCUAUCCUUUCUGCAGUGCAGCCUGUGCCUCCUGUCCUCACCUCAAGGAGAUGGGAGGCAUCGUCUGGAUUUCAGUCAAGGCCCUGACUCAGGCCUCAUGUGCUCUCUGCGUUGGCAUUACAGGUGGAGAACAUAAUGGAACAUAGUUCCCCCUACAGAGCAGAUGUUCCCAAGUGUGUCAGGGAGGGAGGGACAAGCUCUUUGUACCACGAGACUAAGGACCUGAGCCCACCUGCCUCUCCCCUCAACUUCUCCUACCCAAACCCACUCUUCUUGACACACUGGAAUCUGUAUUAUAUAUUUUUUUAAGAAAAUAGAAUGAUAGCUGUCCAGUUUUGUUGUUUUUACAGGUGUUGUGGAAUAAAAACUGUAAGAAAAUUACGUAUUUAAAAUGUUCCAAUAAACUGGGGUUUUUUUGUCAUUCUAAUAUAUUACUGUGUACCUAUUGUAAAUAUGAAACACUCCUAUUUUGCAAGCCAAGGACACAAUUUGUACUGUUGUUAUAUAUAAAUAAAGUUUACUGGAUUAAAAAAACCUUAAAUCUUCAAAUAAA